Messenger RNA from Dacryopinax primogenitus, 627 nucleotides. RefSeq lists its product as uncharacterized. The transcript has 3 exons. The annotation marks the transcript as partial. The record is from RefSeq and is a predicted model, not a curated record. NCBI's taxonomy places the organism in Eukaryota, Fungi, Basidiomycota, Dacrymycetes, Dacrymycetales, Dacrymycetaceae.
CGACCCACUAAUGCCUAAUGCCCCAAACCCCAAGUAGUGCCCUCCGGUUCCAACCUCCCCGCCUCCUCCUCCUCCCUCUCCCACCCUCUCCCAACCCUGCCCACCUCCCCCCUCUCCCUCUCCCGCCUAACGUCCACCCACCAUCUAACACUCUCCAGCCUCAUACGCGCUAAGGACUCCCUAACUCGGGUACGCGCUGGUUCGGCGAGGAGGGAAUGGGUGCGGAGCUCGACUGUUAGAGGGGCUAGGAGGGCAAAGGUUGGGCCUAGGAGGAAGAGAGUGCGCGCGAGGGGGCAGAGGGAGGUGUGACGGAGUGGUCGAGCAGCGAGAGCUAGUGUGAUCCCCAGUAAAGAGUAGAGCCAAACGGGUCUCGCGCUCUCCCUAAACAACACUUUCUCGUCUUCUGGGGUUAUACAGCCCGAAGCACGUUCUGCGUCGUAGAUAUGUUUGGGGAUGGGUUGGUGGAAUGGGCGGCCGGGUAUGGAAAGCAUGUCGACUACUUUAAGAUACCCAUACCGGGUCAAGAGGUAGUUGUCUAUACUCAUCCUAGCCUAAGCCCAAAGUCCUAAGUCCUAAGUCCUGAGUCCUGAGUGACUGUAAACAGAUGGAUAGUUGUUCGUUGUUCGU